Molecule: messenger RNA, 2178 nt
Organism: Morus notabilis
Lineage: Eukaryota; Viridiplantae; Streptophyta; Magnoliopsida; Rosales; Moraceae
Exons: 6
Coding region: 1-2178 (725 amino acids)
Molecular function (GO): zinc ion binding
Source: RefSeq, a predicted model, not a curated record
AUGCAAUCUGUUUCAGUCAUUGUUGCUUAUAGGGGAAAAUGGAGUCUAGAAAACCAAUAUACAAAUUUUGGUUUUCAAUCAGUUUUUAUUCCUGAGGAUGCUUCUUUGAAGUUUUUACAAGAGUGUUUAUGUGAGGAGCUGAAUCUUGAGUUGUUUGGUUUUAAUGUUGGUGUUCAUUCUUUAUUACUUUUUGUGGGAAGGAAGUUGAAGGACCCAAUUGAAAUUGUUUCAGACCUUAAGAGGGAUGAUGAUGUUAAGUUGUUUUUAAACUUGGUUCGACACAGUAAGGAAGCUCUUAGAUACCCGUUGGUAAUAGAUUUUGUUAGUAGCUCCGUUAGUGCAGUGGGAUCUAUUUCUUCUUCAUCUUGUUUUAUUAGUUCAAGAGAUGAGGCGUCAUCUUUUAAUGCUGAUGGUUCCGUUUGUCAAUUUGAAGAUGAUAUUGAUGUUGCGAUGAAUAAUUUUUUGAUUGAAGAUUUGGAUAUUUCAAAGUUACCUAUGUCGUUUGAUGUGAAUGUAGGCAAUCAAUUCAUGAGCAAGUCGGUUCUCAAGAAAUUCAUGCAUGUAAUUGCUAUUAGGAGGCAUUUUGAAUUUAAAUCUGAAAGAUCUAAUAAUUCAUUUUAUGUUUUGGUUUGUAAAAAUGAGAGUUGUACUUGGAAGAUGCGUGCUGCUAAGGUUUCAAAUGGUAAUGUUUGGGAAGUGAAGAAGUAUAUUAAGGAACAUACUUGUUCACUUGAUGUUGCUAGUGCUGAGCAUCGCCAAGCAAAUAGUCGUGUUGUUUCGGAGUUUUUAAAGGGCGAUUUUAGCAUUGGGCUUGCAGAGCGUUUGUAUCCUAAUGAUUUGAGGUCCAUAAUGCAUGGUAAGCAUGGUGUUGAGAUUAGUUACUACAAAGCGCGAAUGGCUCACCGAUAUGCGUUAGCAUCAAUGAGAGGAAGUGCAGUGGAGUCAUAUGCAUCCAUUCCUUUUAUGUGCAAUGUUUUCAAGGAGAAAAAUCCAGAUAACUUAUGUUAUCUGAAAAAUCCAGGUUAUGCUUAUGGUUUUGUGCAGUGGAGUCGAUCUGUGACUUCUUAUAAGCUUGACAAUGAUGGGCGGUUCAAGCCUGUGAUCUUAGUUGAUGACACUUCUUUGAAGAAUGAGUUUUCUGGGACCUUGCUUCUCUCUGCAGUUUUAGAUGCUGAUAAUCAUAUUUUUCCGCUUGGUUUUGCAAUUGUUGAUUCGGAGAAUGACUCCUCGUGGGAAUGGUUUUUUGAAAGGCUUAAGGAGGCCAUCAGAACUCGUGAAGAGCUUGUUAUUAUUUCUGACCGAAAGAGUAGUAUCCCUAAAGCAGUUGAGAAGGUAUUUUCGGAUGCAUCUCAUGAAUUUUGUAUGCAGCAUUUACUUAGAAAUUUGAAUUCAAAUUUUAAAAGUGUGCAUGUGGAUGCUAUAUUCUAUCGUUGUGCCAAGACAUACCGUAAGGAAGAUUUUGGUUACUUCAUGCGUCAAUUGGAGGCAGUUCGACCAGCUAUUCAAAAUUAUUUGAUGCAAGUAGGGGUUGAAAAGUGGGCACGUGCUUACUUUGAGAGGAAGAGAUAUGAUGUCAUGACGACUAAUAUCUCCGAGUCGUUGAAUAAUGUCUUAGUGAAUGCUAGGGAGUAUUCUAUUGAAGCUUUAAUUGAGCAUUUCAGAUCCCUCUUGCAAAGAUGGUUUUAUGAGCGUCGAAAUAAGGCGGAUCAAACUUUUAUAUACUUUAGUAAACAUGCAACUAAAUACCUUCGUGAUAGGAAAAAGAUUGCACGUUGCUUAUCUGUUCAACCCAUGGAUAUCAAUAAGUAUUAUGUUGUUGAUGGUUUAGUUGGUGAGAUGGUUGACUUGGUGGCAAAAACAUGUAGUUGUCUUGUUUGGCAAGUUGAUGAAUUUCCAUGUCCACACGCUAUUGCAUCGAUUUGGAAAAGAAAUCUUGAUCCAGCACAUUUUACUUCCUACUAUUACACCAACAAUGCAUUCAAAGCAACAUAUGAUGUUGGCAGUGAGUUGGAGGUUGUUCUUCCUCCUGAGUUUAAACGUGGUGCUGGGAGGCCAAGGAAGCAAAGAAUUCUUUCUAGUGGAGAACGAGAGAAGCAAUAUGUGAAGUGUAGUCGAUGCAAGCAAGUUGGCCACAAUAGGAGGACUUGUUCAAACCCCACAUUUGUUUAUAUGAACUGA